Amoebophrya sp. A25 is the source of this 4423-nucleotide messenger RNA. The record is from the annotation of a GenBank genome assembly. Lineage: Eukaryota; Dinophyceae; Syndiniales; Amoebophryaceae.
AGCUUUAGCUACUUGGCUUAGGCGAAGAUGUGUUCGAGAACGAAUGAUCGUUCGUGAACUGCUGCGUGACGUUCGUCAACUGCUGCUAGACAGGUCGGUCCUCGCGUGCAGCUCAAGCACAGCUCGGUCUAGUGAAGUAGAUUCUUUUUCGGCGUUUUCAUAGUCGUGAACCCUCACCUCUCCGAGGCGAGCCAAGUCCUAUGCUAUCCUAUCCUAUCCUCGGAUCUUGACUAUCUGUCAUCUACCGCAGGUGGGACGAAGGACCAUGUAGUUGUAGAUGCACUGCUCGGUCAAUUAACUCGUUUUUGCCAUCGUUAUCGUGUAUCGUUAUCGUCGGGUGAAUGCUGUGCUACUACUGCAUACUAGAGCGGCCAACAAAAAGGAGUGUCAGUGUUUUACUCUGCAUAUCGUGUAAAUGAAUACGGAGCAGGGUGGAGAAGCUUAGGUCGAUUCAAAAGUGCAUGAGCGUGGGAUUUCCCCAUAUACAAAUCUGGUAAGUGACAUCCAUAUAAUGUCUCCGGCAAAGUAAAAGAUUUGGACCCUUUUUGGCCCUCCUUUUUUCCCUCGAAGAUAUAUUGUUAGUUUGAUAUUUUUUCGCGAGUAAGAGCGAGAGCCAACGAGAAGUCUUCUAUUUUUUUCCUCUUCAUCCAUGAUAAAUGCGUCUGCGAGUUUUACGAGAGUCUAUCAAUCUUAUAGUACAACCCGCACCUUGGCUUGGUUUUUUGUGGUUCUUUACGUUCAAUACAUCCACAUCCUGUAACUGUUCUUUGUUUGAGAUAUCCAACAUUUUUCUCAACAUUUUUCUGGUUCAAAAAUCGUAACUCGUUCGCUAUUUAUUUUUGUGGUCAUUCUCUCAGUCUCAGAUAGUUUAAAAUUGAAUCCUUCGCAAGUAUAGCUUACAACUGUGAGAAUCAAUGCAAGAUCAUGAAGUAAAACAAGUUCACCAUGAAUCGAAAUUUCGUCUCACCAAAUGGAUCCCACCACAACUCUAGGCUAGUUGUACUUAUAAAUCGGGUAAGUAACGACCAAGAAUCAAGAAGGUCCGACAGUUGGGUAGCUUGAGUUACUACUUGCUUUACUAGUACAAUGGUAAUUGCCCCCUUUGAACUUGAAGACCUGAAGAUCAACAUGCGAAAAAUAAUAGAGCAAAUGGUCUAGUUGUAGGAAGAGAUCUUCAGGAUGUGGAUCAUUGCACUCAGCAUAUUUUGAUGUUGACGAGCUCGAUAAAAUUGAAAAUGUCAUCAACAGACCUUUAUGGUGGUAUGACUAAGACAAGAACUAUGUCUAGCUAAUGUGAUGAUGUUACCUCAUCGCAGCAACGCUCUUAAAAAGCAGCACUUUCUCACGAAUACAAAUCUACUACUUGUUGUAUCAAAACUACAAGAAGAAACUAUUACUAGUUAGUACUACUAGUGACACGGCCGUGAAAGCUCUUGUUAGGAGCCGCCGAAGUCGACCAUUGAAUUGAAUUGACUAGUAGCAUUUUUCCAUCAUCAGUUCUUGGCUCAUCCUUCGCGUUCGCUCGUACCGGUUCAACCGCCUGCCAGCGAUUAUCCAAAGUGGCGGACAGGCCUGCUUUUGCCCUCGUCGCGCAGCAUGAGCAGCCAGAAAGUCAAAGGUACUGGUGAUUUUAUUCUCACUUCUGAGGAUUGUUGAGGAUUGGUCACCACCAUACCAGGUAAUUCUCGUCGCUCUGACGACACCUCCGAUUACAAGCCAGCAAACCUCCACGACCCAUUUACCUCUCUCUCUCUCUCUCUCUUUGUAGUGUAUUUAAAUCAUCGUAUGAAGAUGCUUUCCCAUCCUGUUUUUCUUUUUCAACACAGUUUUUCAACACAAAAUUUAGAGUCAGGACGUUGACAGAGACACUUUUGUACUCUAGUGCAGAUAUGACUGAACUCCUGAACUAGUACUGAUAUGAACCCGGAAAGUUUCUACUUCUAGCAUGCUCAAUAUCACGACUUUUUGACUGUGUUCAGCUUGAAACUACGAGACUCGAGAUCGCAAGCAAAAGGGGUAGGAGAUAUCUUUUAACUUUGGGGCAUUCGGCAUGUUCCUUUAGCAAGUCAGCAAAUUGAAUAAACAGUAAACAAAUUACCUUGAUGUCCCUGUCGUGUUAUAAUAACGUCUCGAAUUGUUCCGAAUAUGAAGCAAAUCUGAUACUGAUACAUCAGAAGCGGGAUUUUAGUAGUUGUAGUAGCUGUAGAUAUGAUAAUUACCAAGAAAUCGAGUAUUGACAUAAUGGCCCUUUCAUUCCGCAGCAGCACUCUGGAGCAAGCAUAGUUCUUCUCUUUUGAUGUUGUUAGUAGACAACACAACCUCAAGCUCAACCACAAGAGCAAGAUCUCUAGCAGAUUCUACCUAGAGUCUUCUACUUGUACACCCUGUAUCUUCUACAACUUCCUACACAUCGAUCUUGUUGCUACGUGUCUUCUCAAAGUGACGGGAUGGGGACUAUGCCACCGCAAUAUCAUCCAGGCGGCCCACCGCCACCAUUUACGGGUCCCCCAGGAGGCUUUCAACAUGGAGGUGGUAUGGGAGCACAACAUGGAGGAGCUCCGGGUAUGGCCAUGGGUCCUAUGCCGCCACAAGGAGGUCCGGUGAAUAUGAUGCCGCAACAUCAAGGGGCACCAGGUACUAUGCAUCCAAUGCCCCCGGGUCAACAUCUUCAUCCAGCUAUGGGCAUGCCUCCUCAACAUCAUCCAGCUAUGGGCGGUCAACAUCCGGGUCAACAUAUGGGAAUGGGUCCGCCACCACAACAUCCUAUGGGGGGAAUCCGAAUGCCUCCGAACAAUGGCCCACCACCCAUGAUGAUGCAACAACAUCAGAUGCAACAACAGAUGCCAGGAGGACAAGGAGCAGCACCUCCGGGACCUCCAGGAAUGAUGAUGCAGCAACCUGGAAUGAUGAUGCAGCAACCUCCACCGCCAUCUACUAUGGGCGGUCCGCCUCCUCCGAUGCAGCAGUUUCAUCCAGGUAAUAAUAUCCAUCCUAAUGGAGCGCCACCAGGAGGACCUCCGCCUUUUCAACCAGGACCUCCCUUUCCACAACAUCCGGGAGGAGCACCACCAUUUCAGCCGGGAGGACCACCGCCUCCACAUAUGGGAGGACCGCCGUUUCAGCAACAGCCGUUUCAGCAACAUCCACCUGGUAUAGGUACUAUGCCUCCUUAUCAUGGUGCACCGGGACCACCACACGGAGGAAGUCAUCCACCUCCAAUGCACCAGCAGCGACCUACACCAACCGGAGCAGAUGGACAGCGGAAUCCGAUGUUUCUGCAGAAAACUAGAAGUGGCACUUCUGUAACAAAGGAUGAGAACAAAAGUGGAGAAGAUGAACAAGAUCAUGGAAAAACGACAAAGACAAAAAGUAGUGGCGUACCACAGGAAUUUGAUGUAUACCAGUGGAAUUUCGGUCAUUUGACAGAGGAGCAACAGUCUCUAGUAGAGACAGACAAACUUCUCUACGACCUCUUGUUGAUGACGCUCAAACUUCAACUGCAUGAGAAAAGCAAGGAGAUGAAAAUGAUCAAAAAGAAGAUGAAGGAAAAAGCAGCAAUAGCGAAGAAAUCUCCUGAGAAUCCUAGUAGUGGAGAUAAUGAUAAGCCUCCUGCUGAACAAGCCUCCGGAUCAUCACCUCCGUCAGAUGAUCCAGCUGCUCCUCCAUCUUCUAGUAGUUCCUCUGAUGAUAAUGCGACUGGUGCUGGGGAACUUCUACACCAACUAGAGCAAAAACAACCUAGCACAGGACUAGAACAGCCACCUCAUCAAGAUGAAGAUCCUCAGCAGCAUAAACAAGUAGUACAAGACUUAGGAGAAGACCAGAAUUCCAAAGUCAAUAGUACCAGCAGCAUCGGUUCCGGCGCUGAGAAGGGCAGCAACGUGGAGUCAGAAUACAACAUGGAGGAGUCACCCAGUGCUGGAGUUGGACCUCCUUUGAGCUCAAAAGGCAGUUCUAACAAGCGACGCAGAUCACUCCUAGAUGCUGUUUCUGAGGAGGGCUUGUUGAAAGUGCUGUCGCCGGAUCCAGAAGUUGCGGAUGAAAAUAUGGAAGUAGAAGAUAAGCCAGAAGCUGGUGGAGCUGGUAGUGGAGAUGCAGCUGUAGAUCAGGAUGGCGUGAAGGAGAGCAGUAAGAACACCGCAACAUCCUCUAGUUCCGACGAUGACAAGAAAAUCGAAACUAAACUGCAAAACUGCAUUCUCAAUGGCGGGAAAGACGACAAUGUUCUAGUAGAUAUGCUGAACAUGAAGACUAGUACAGCCGUGUCGGCAUCUUCUAGUAGUUCUAGUUCUAGUGCCGGUCCUGCACAAGCUGAGGGAAAUGGAAUGGAAAACAAGGGUGAUUCGGUAUCGGCAGUAGUAGUAGAUGGAGAUGGAAUGGAAAGCAAGAUGGGUCGUGGUGAUUCGGUAUCGGCAGUAGUAGU